Argiope bruennichi is the source of this 1805-nucleotide messenger RNA. RefSeq names its product tachykinin-like peptides receptor 86C. The record is from RefSeq and is a predicted model, not a curated record. Gene Ontology annotation, biological process: G protein-coupled receptor signaling pathway. The coding region runs from base 304 to 1560 and encodes 418 amino acids. Gene Ontology annotation, molecular function: tachykinin receptor activity. Lineage: Eukaryota; Metazoa; Arthropoda; Arachnida; Araneae; Araneidae. Gene Ontology annotation, cellular component: plasma membrane. The transcript has 5 exons.
UUGGUGCUGACUUUAUAUUUUAUUUUAAAAUGCGAUUUUAAAUUAUAAUAUUUCUGAAUUGCUUUCAUAAAUAUCGAUCAAGUUCUUAGAAACUGCAAAUGGAACAAAUCUCUGGAUAAAAUAACACAUCUCUUCUUAUCGAAUUUUAACGUAAAGUACAAAAUACGAGCUGCGAUAUGACUCAUUAUAUUUAAUUCUGGCGUGCUAAUUGAAAUAUUAAUCCUAACGUAAUAGAACAAAUGCAUUGAGUAAAAUAAUAGAUUUCAGUUGUACUUAAGAACCAUCAACCAAAAAGUACAAAUCAUGGGGAAUUCUCAACCAAAAGAAAUUGAUCUACUGGAGUUGUACCUUAGAGACCCAAUUCUAAGAUACAAUGUGUCACGCUGCGUGAAUGAAACGGAACUUUCUGAUGAUAACCAGGAUAAGGAUUGGGCUCAGUGUUUAGGACGUUAUGUACCUGGUGCUCUUUUAAGUCGUCCUUAUCUACUGCCAUGGGAACAACAAGCCCUUUGGGCCAUCCUCUUCGGGACCAUGAUAACCAUAGCUGUGGCAGGUAAUGCCAUAGUAGUAUGGAUUAUAUUGGCUCAUAGACGCAUGAGAACAAUAACUAACUUAUUUUUGCUGAACUUGGCUGUGGCUGACUUUCUUUUGGCCAGUGGGAAUGCUACUUUCAACUUUGUCUUCAUGCUGGAAAGCCACUGGCCAUUUGGCGAACUGUUCUGUGUGGUUAGCAAUUUUCUUGCAAACCUCACCGUCUCCACAUCGGUCUUCACUAUCCUCGCCAUGAGUAUAGAUAGAUUUGUAGCGAUAGUUCGCCCGUUAAGACCGCGUAUGUCCAAACUGGUUGCAUAUGCUAUUCUGGCAGCAGUCUGGUUGGCUGGAGGAGUGCUAUCAUGCCCAUCUCUCAUUUAUUCCACUACCAUGACCUUCAGAUAUGCAGACAGAGGGCAUCGCACAAUUUGCUACCUUGUGUGGCCAGAUGGACCAGCAGGUCAUUCAUACUCCGACCACAUAUACAACAUCAUAUUCCUUGUGGUAACGUAUGUUUUGCCAAUGUGCUCAAUGGCUGUAACGUACACAUGGGUUGGAUGUGUAUUAUGGGGAAGCAAAGUCAUAGGAGAGCAGACAGUCAUGCAGAAUGACGUGAUUCGUUCGAAACAAAGGGUUGUUCAUAUGCUGAUUGCAAUUGUUGUGCUGUUUGGGGUCUGCUGGCUUCCUUAUCACAUCUAUUUCCUGUACGUGUAUCAUCAUCAAGAGGCUAUUGUUUCAGACUACAUCCAGCACAUCUAUUUAGCCAUAUACUGGUUGGCCAUGUCCAAUUCAUGCUACAACCCGAUAGUAUAUUACUGGAUGAACUCGAGAUUCCGUGAUUAUUUCCGAACAGUCAUGUGCUUUCCGAAGCGUGGCUUUCGAAGAACCUGGUGCAAAGAGAGGGCAAAGAUUCCCAAAACCACAACCUUCACCUGCUCAACCCGAUCCCGUUCCUGUCGAGUGACUUUGCCCCUGCCAAGAGCCAAUGGACACAUUCAACCGCCACGAUACUUGUGCAGUCGUCUGUAAUUCAAGUGAAUCUCUAUAUGUUUCGUUGUGAAAGUUUUGUGAAUUUUCGUGAAUUUGAAAACGCUUUGUGGAUUUCUCGAUGUUUCUUCACAGUCAUUGUUUAACUGUCAGUCAGAUGCAUGCGUGAUUGAUAAGUGGAAUUUGGUCAUUUGUGCCUCCUCAUGUGAUCUCAGUAUUAUGUUCUUAUGAUUCCCAGCUAUAUAAAUAUUUAUACAUAUUUCUGUAAAAAAUGUACUUGUGUGGAA